Molecule: messenger RNA, 2001 nt
Organism: Larimichthys crocea (large yellow croaker)
Lineage: Eukaryota; Metazoa; Chordata; Actinopteri; Sciaenidae
Product: neurogenic differentiation factor 4
Exons: 2
Coding region: 225-1220 (331 amino acids)
Biological process (GO): positive regulation of transcription by RNA polymerase II; axon development; camera-type eye development
Cellular component (GO): nucleus
Molecular function (GO): protein dimerization activity; E-box binding; DNA-binding transcription factor activity, RNA polymerase II-specific
Source: RefSeq, a predicted model, not a curated record
AGGUGGAGGAGGAGGAGCUUUAACGUGGAGGUUAAAACCCCGAGCCCCCGCAGAGUGACCCACGCUGAGGCUCUGCGGGGCAGCUUUGCACAGGGACACGCAGCAUCACUACUGUGUGACAGUGGACCAGAGAGAGAGAGACCAGAUCUGACAUCCACGGAGAAAAGAAACACAUCAUCCAGACAAACUUCCCGAGCAGGUCCCGGGACACAUCAGCACGUACUAUGAUGAUUAAGCCGUAUGUGAGACAAGGCGAGGGAGAGGAGGUCGUCAGCCCUCUGCAGUGGAUGGAUGGAGACGUGAGCUCACCCGAUGGGGAUGGGUUGGCCUCAUCACACCACUACAGAGCAGGUGGAGUGAACCAACAGGCCAGUGAGAUGGGGAGUGAGGACGCAGAGGAGGACGAGGAGGAUGAGGAGGGACGGGAGAAUGAAAACGAGUCAAAACGACGAGGGCCCAAGAAAAAGAGGAUGACCAAGGCCCGGCAGGAGCGGUUCCGUGCAAGGCGCGUGAAGGCUAACGCCAGAGAGCGCUCACGUAUGCACGGUCUGAACGAUGCACUGGAGAACCUGCGCAGCAUCAUGCCCUGUCACUCCAAAACACAGAAACUGUCCAAGAUCGAGACGUUGCGGCUGGCACGCAACUACAUCUGCGCUCUGUCCGAGGCCCUGGAGGGGGGCGUUUCUACAGAGAGCAGGGCUUUCAUGGAGACACUGUGUAAGGGCCUCUCACAGCCCACCACCAACCUGGUGGCCGGCUGCUUGCAGCUGGGACCAGCUUCUGGCGGCGGGAUGAGGCCUGAGGACAGACACAGAAUUCGGGCAGCACCUACUCCUCUCAGUGGCAUGGUGAGCUACUCCUCUCCAGGCCUGCCAAGUCCGCCAUAUGGCACUUUUGACUCUGCUCACCUGCUUCACCUGAGGGCGAUGAAAGGGGGAGUCUAUGAGAAUCACUCGCCAAAUGAGUAUAAUGCCGGAGGUGUGGGAACGCCUCCGUACGACGGCCCCCCGACACCACCUCUGAGCAUCAGCAGCAACCUGGUGCCCAAACAGGAGCCUUCACCCCACUACCCACCCCAACACCACUACUCCCCUUCCCCUGUGGACCAGGGCCUGUAUCAGACUCAGACCAGCUAUGACGUACAUUUAGACGGGUCAUAUGACUCCUAUCAUCCACCGCACAUGGCCCCCCGACAGAUAACCUCAGUCUACAGAGACUAACGCGAAUCAGGAGGGUCGACCCUGCUUCAACCGUCAAUACAACCCGACUGAUUGUCCUCGCUCGAUGUCACUUGGACUUUAAGACUGAAGGAUGAAUCUUUCUCAGUAGACUGUCCGCUUGUAGAAGAACUGUAGAGUAAAAUGGUUUGUUUACAUGUGUGGCGCACUUAGACUAGCACCGCUGAACAUUGUUAAAAUUAGAAAAUACUUGACUUAGGCUGAAAAACACUGCUUACCAAAUGAUUUCGCAACAGAAACUGUUGCUUUUGCCAUUUUGACCAGAUGUCCUGUUACUGUGAUAUAAGCACUUCUAAUUUAGCUUUGGUGACAUCAGAUAUUCUACAUAAAUUAAAAGUAUUUCUAUUUAUUCUCUAAUUUAAUACAGUGUAUAUGGACUUUGUUCUGAUGUGCAAGUAUGUGUCUGGUUUUCCUUCCUGUAUAUAUAUUUGUGAUCAAAGCCUCUCUCUGUUUGCUACUUAGACUCAUAGUUUAUCUCUUCUAUUUCUCCUGUGUCCACUUUUCUUUGUUGUUCGUUACAUUUCAUGUUUUGCACUCAAAACAGGGGUAGAUUUCCUAGCACAGUUUAAACAGGUCAUUAAGAGAUGUUGUCUAGAGAAGGAAGAUGUCUGAAUUUUUAAAAAAACUGGAAGAAAAUACAAAAGCAAAAAUGUCAUUCUCAGGUAAAACUGUGAAAAAGAAUAUCUUUUAUCUUUACAAUGCAUUUUGCAUUGGAUACCAUGUAUUUUUCCUAAUUCUUUGUUUUUCUUUUGGGAAUUUUGCA